AUGUCAAGUUACCAAGAUCAAGCCAAUGUACCGAUAUUGAGGAAGUAUGAGAUGUUCAAGGUCGGGGAUAUGGCUGACAGAUCGGCAGAGAUCAAGAUACUGGAAGGCGAUCGACAGCCGGUAGAAGAGAUCGAGAUCAAUAAAGGAGGCAAGUUGAUUAAGGAGAUUGACUAUCGAGGAGAUCAAUGA
This is a messenger RNA of Peronospora matthiolae, 189 nucleotides long. The record is from the annotation of a GenBank genome assembly. NCBI's taxonomy places the organism in Eukaryota, Oomycota, Peronosporomycetes, Peronosporales, Peronosporaceae.